Molecule: messenger RNA, 1117 nt
Organism: Trichosurus vulpecula (common brushtail)
Lineage: Eukaryota; Metazoa; Chordata; Mammalia; Diprotodontia; Phalangeridae
Gene: MRPL32
Product: mitochondrial ribosomal protein L32
Exons: 3
Coding region: 585-1058 (157 amino acids)
Biological process (GO): translation
Cellular component (GO): mitochondrial large ribosomal subunit
Molecular function (GO): structural constituent of ribosome
Source: RefSeq, a predicted model, not a curated record
GCGGGCCGGGAGCCCCAGCGGGCCGCCGACCCCAGGUCCCUAACUACCGCCCUCGGGGAAGUGCUUUGAUAGAGGAGCACACUGAGGCCCCCUGCGCAGGAUCAUCCUAUUUAAAUGAGGCCCCGCCUCCUUACCGGUUUCUUCCCCUUUCUUGACCUUUGAACCAUAGAAGGUCAUUGGCCUCAGUCUUCCCUCCCCGCCUUCCUCCGGCUGGCAGGACCCGGAGCAGGAGGACAAGACCCCCUGGGGAGAAAAAAGACGACGCCACCCCCAACAUUUCUCAGAAGAUGCGGCUUCCGACCUUGGCUGUGGGGAGAGCUCUGGAGCGCCCGCACUAAAAACUGCCUUUGCCUCCGGGGCGCCCAAGGCCGGAAGCAAGGGGCCGCCUGGGUUUUACCCUUGUUGGGAGCCUGAGGAGCGGGCCCGCCCAGGAACCCCCAUCCCCCUGCGGGUCUCCGCCGUCCCCGGGCCGGGGCAUCUGCGCGCCUCCUUUAUCGGUCCCAGGAUCCCGUGGUGCGGGACAGGCUGCGGGAACCUGGGGGUGUUGUGUCGAGAAAAGCCAGCGAGACCCCAUGUAAAUUUUGAUGUGGAUUUAUUCAAGCCUGCGGCUCAAAUGGAACAGGGGACCAGCAUUAGCGGUGCAGGGUCCCGCUGUCCUGCAGCCGAUGCCAGAUGCCAGCAGUGGGGCAGAGACUCCCAGCUUUUUAGAUAGCGUCGUUUGGAUGGCGGCCCCCAAGAACAGACGUACGAUUGAAGUUAACCGAUGUAGGAGAAGAAACCCCCGGAAGUUAAUUAAAGUAAAGAAUAAUAUAGAUGUGUGUCCUGAAUGCGGCCAUCUGAAACAAAAGCACGUCCUUUGCGGUUAUUGCUACAAGAAAGUUCGAGAGGAGACUGCGCAAAUCAGGAGGCAGAUAGGGAAGCAGGAAGGGGGGCCUUUUAAGGCCCCCACUGUUGAGACUGUGGUGUUAUACCAAGGAGAAGUUCCCUUGGCCGAAGAUCAAGGCAAGAGAAUCAUCGAGCGAGACAGGAAGCGACCAUCCUGGUUCAUCAGGGAUUGAUGCUGCAGGUGUGUUCAAAGAGGAUCAUUCCACAUUAAAAUAUGACUCUGGGAACGUGG